Alnus glutinosa is the source of this 1980-nucleotide messenger RNA. RefSeq names its product zinc finger CCCH domain-containing protein 48. Gene Ontology annotation, molecular function: protein binding; metal ion binding. The transcript has 9 exons. The record is from RefSeq and is a predicted model, not a curated record. Bases 410 to 1699 code for a protein of 429 amino acids. NCBI's taxonomy places the organism in Eukaryota, Viridiplantae, Streptophyta, Magnoliopsida, Fagales, Betulaceae.
AGAGGCCUUUCCUAUUUCUCUUCCAGGGCAUUAUCGUCAUUCCAGGUUUCGUAAAACCGACGCAGCCUCGUCGUACCUUAUUUCUCCCCCUACCUUCUUCCCCACUCCGAUUAACACAGGGAGACAGAGACAUGGAGAGCGAGUGAUCAUUGGACAGUAAGAAACUAAUUUAGGGUUUCUGAUUCUAAUGCACCAAAACCUCUGUCUCAAACACACUCAUACUUCGAAAUAGAGAAUUAGGGUUUCUGAUAUCCUCAGAUCACCUGAUCGCACUCAAAUUUUCCUAUAUCCGAAACUACGUGGAGUUUCGCUACGUCCAAGCCAAUAAAAAAUCUCAACGAUUCGCCCCUUUCAAUUCCAGAAAAGAGAGUUGGAAAUUGGACCAAUUGGGCCUGAGAAUUUGUGAGCGAUGGACUUGGACAACGGCGGCAAGCGCGUUUUCCAGCGCCUGAGUGGGCCAGGGGACUCCAGGAACCAAAAAGUGUGCUACCAUUGGCGGGCGGGCAAUUGCAACCGCCGCCCGUGUCCGUUCCUCCACAGAGAAUUGCAGCCUCCGCCAUCCAACGGCGCACCGUCGAAGCGAUCCCACGGCUUCACCGAUGACUCGUCGGGCUUCUCGGGCCCCCGGCCCAGGCCCAAUUACGCCGGCUCCACGUCCACGUGGGGCCGAGCCCACGGCGGCACCAAUAGCAGAACGGUCAGGAAGCCCGAGAAGGUCUCCAAGAUUUGCAAGUUUUGGCUUCAGGGAAACUGUGGGUACGGCGAGGGGUGCAGGUACUUGCAUUCUUGGAGCUUGGGGGACGGCUUUUCGAUGCUCACUCAGCUGGAGGGGCACCAGAAGGUUGUGAGUGGGAUUGCGUUGCCAUCCGGGUCCAGUAAGCUUUAUACGGGCAGUAAGGAUGAGACUGUACGGGCUUGGGAUUGCCAGUCUGGGCAGUGUAUGGGAGUGAUUAAUCUUGGUGGCGAAGUAGGUUGUAUGAUCAGUGAAGGUACUUGGGUCUUUGUUGGGAUACCAAAUACUGUCAAGGCAUGGAACACCCAAAGUUCCAUUGAGCUGAGUCUUAGUGGGCCUGUAGGACAAGUUUAUUCCAUGGCUGUGGGUAACGGUUUGCUCUUUGCUGGUACGCAGGAUGGGUCUAUAUUGGCAUGGAAGUUUAAUGCAGCUACCAACGGUUUUGAACCAGUUGCAUCACUUCCAGGUCAUACCCUUGGAGUUGUUUCAUUAGUAGUCGGAGCUAAUAGGCUUUAUUCUGGUUCCAUGGACUGUACUAUAAGAGUCUGGAACCUUGAGACAUUACAAUGUAUACAGACACUUAAAGAGCACACUUCAGUUGUGAUGUCCGUUCUUUGCUGGGACCAGUUUCUUUUAUCAUGUUCAUUAGACCAAACAAUAAAGGUGUGGGUUGCUACAGAAAGUGGGAACUUGGAAGUAACAUACAGUCACAAUGAAGAACAUGGCGUGCUUACCCUCUGUGGGAUGCAUGAUUCAGAAUCCAAGCCCAUCUUACUAAGCUCUGGCAAUGAUAACUCUGUCCACCUCUAUGAUUUGCCAUCAUUUUCCGAGAGGGGUAAAAUUUUUGCUAAACAAGAGGUUCGAGCAAUUCAGGUAGGUCCUGGCGGCCUUUUUUUUACCGGCGAUGGAUCAGGUGAAGUGAAAGUGUGGCAGUGGCUGGCUGAACCAGCAGCUACCACCCGAUGAGUGGCAUGAUUUUUCUCUCCUGAUUAAAUUGAUUAGUUUAGUUAGUUCACUUAUUUUUCUGGUUCCUUUGUAAUUGGUGAGUUUGCCCAAGGAAUUUUAAGUUUCGGGGUUAGAGUGGUAGUAGGUGUUUUCUGAUUUUGUAGCACCAAAGGCUGUUUGUCUUGUCUCCUUGCCCCGUGCCAUAUUUAUAAUGACGGGCUUCGCCGCCAUAUCCAGGCUGUAACAUUUUGACAAUAUAUUCAUGAAAAUUGAGCAAAUAUUUGUUGUAUUGCUCGCUGCAA